UGACGAAGUUGGGUUCUAAACUUGGUCCCAGUGCACCGAUCAGCCGUCAGUGAGCUCAGUCGUACGAGGGAACAGGGGUGCAGGAAGAAAUGGAGAAUUUUUGAUAUUCUAACUCAUGGGUAAAUCAACAUGGCAGCAAAGGCAAUUUUGACAUCAAGGGAGCUUAAAAACAAAGUAACUGGGAUUGAUUUGAUGGUACCAGAAUUCACUGAGAAGGUUGGGAGAUUUUCUAAGUCUGCAGUGUUCAAUGUGAUUGUCGUAACAAGGUUGUUUUAUUAUAAGUCUCAAAACCACAAAGAAUCAGACGUUGUGCAGUUUAUGGUACAAAGAACAUAUGAACAGUUCGAGAACUUAUAUGAAAAGUUGUCAAAUAGAUUCCCCAGUGUUCUGUUUCCUACAUUACCAAAAAAGAGCUUAAUUGUGAACUCGGCCGCCUUGCUUGAAAGAAAGAAUGUGCUUGAUGAAUUAAUGCAUUUAGUGGCGCGCACUCAGAAGCUAUGCUGUAGUCCGAUGGUCCUAGAGUUCCUUGGUGUGAGAGGGCCUGAGAAGUCAACGCCAGAAACACUUGUUGUCAGUGAGGAGAUUUUCAAUGAACAAGUCAGUGAAGAGCUUCAAAGCAAGCCUGAAGAAGAACAGGUAGAUGGCGGUGUCUCGAAAGAUGAGAAAAGCAAAGAAGAACAAACUGAUUUGUUUGUACCCGUUGAUCUUGACUCUUCAAACCUAUCUGAUAUCACAAACCACGAUGACUUGUUUGCAGCAUCGAAUUCCAAGAAAUUGGAGCUUCAUGCCUCGCUGUUUGAAGAUGAAAUCGAGACCACUAGAGAUAAAGACGAGGCAGCCCUUUUUAUGCCGGCCGCAAGAGUUAAGGAGAGUGAAACAGAGCAACUUGAUAGCGAUGACACAGAUGGUCUUUUGAAUGUUGACGAAAAUGUGGACGAUCUACUCGCUCUUAGCAAGAAAUCAGAACGCAAAUCUUCCAUUAAAGCCAGCACAUCCACACGGCCGUUGCCGAAAUCAAAACCUCAACAGCGGACUUCAUUUGAGGGGGGCAUUGAAGACGAGGACCUGUCAUUGUUGUCGUCUGCAAGUACGAAGAAAGAGCAACAAAAGGAAGAAGACGAGGAUUUAUUUGUAGAAGCAAGAACAAAAAGCAAGGCGACUAUGAAGGAGAAACGAGAGAAAUUGGUGAAAGAGGAUACCUUGGAUGAUAUAUUUGGUAAAAGUAAUGGCGCCAAAAACCUAUUCGCCAAAUCGCAUAUUGACGAUGACUUGUUUUCAAGCUCCUCCACAUCCACAGCAAAUACCGCCACUACGAUGGAGGAGGAUGAUAUUGCUAAAUACAUAAAUGAUAAUAUGAAUAACGAUUUGGCAGGAUUGGAUUUGUAAGGUAAUUUUUUGUAAUAUUUUUUGUACUAUUCCAACGAUUUUUUUUGUAUGUUGAAUAUUCUGAAAAAAAAGUUAAAUGGCGGAAAAAGUACUGUGUAUUACGGAAAAUUGCGGUAAAUUAUUAUGAUUUGAAUUGGCUUUGUUGUACGAAAGUUUAUUAUAGAGAAAUUGAGUAUAAUGAAGAUGAAAAUACCAAGAA
Rhopilema esculentum is the source of this 1585-nucleotide messenger RNA. RefSeq lists its product as uncharacterized. The record is from RefSeq and is a predicted model, not a curated record. Gene Ontology annotation, molecular function: phosphatidylinositol binding. NCBI's taxonomy places the organism in Eukaryota, Metazoa, Cnidaria, Scyphozoa, Rhizostomeae, Rhizostomatidae.